Messenger RNA from Trichoderma atroviride IMI 206040, 1419 nucleotides. RefSeq lists its product as uncharacterized. Gene Ontology annotation, molecular function: acetate transmembrane transporter activity. NCBI's taxonomy places the organism in Eukaryota, Fungi, Ascomycota, Sordariomycetes, Hypocreales, Hypocreaceae. Gene Ontology annotation, cellular component: plasma membrane. The record is from RefSeq and is a predicted model, not a curated record.
UAAAAAGGCAGUGUCCUACUACAAGGCUUUAGCUGAGAAACUACGUUGUGAAAAAAGACUGAAAGAGAGACUUAUUCAGAAUGUCUGGUCCUGCUGUCGGUGCAGACCCUGCUCAAGGGUAUAACAAAGAGAGUGAGGCACCGCCGCCAACCAACGGGCAUCAUGCUCAGAAUCAAGGCAAUCCCGCUGGGAUGUCACAGUAUCCGAAUUACCAAUAUAUUCCGUUUGGCAACGCCCAAGACCCAAAUUUUCAAGGUCGACCUCACCAGGCCAUGGUUUCCCAGGUCUAUCAGCCUACUUUGGGAAAGAUUGGUAACCCAGGACCUCUUGGCCUGAUUGGCUUCGCUUUGACUACAUUCGUUCUCGGGCUUUACCAGUGUGGUGCUGGUCUUCCCAACUCCAACCCUUUGGGUACUGUUGGUCCUGACCAGGCCGUCUUUGGCGUUGCCGUAUUCUUCGGAGGCAUGGCCCAGUUUGUUGCUGGUGUCAUGGAAUUCGUGCUUGGAAAUACUUUUGGUUGCACCCUCCACUGCUCAUACGGGGCUUUCUGGCUUGCCUUUGCCAUGUUUUUGGUCCCUACGUUGGGCAUUCAGGCCGCAUAUAAUGGAGACCAACGCGCCUUUAGCUUUGCUGUCGGCAUUUUCCUCAUUAUAUGGUGCUUCCUCACCAUCAUCUUCUUCGUUGCGGCGCUCAAGACCAACUUUACGAUUUUGAUGGUGCUUGGCCUGCUUGCACUCGCUUUCUUCUUCCUCAGCAUCGCACAGUUCGUCUCGACCGAGCAUCUUACGGCGGCGAUCCGCUUGAACCGUGCUGGUGGUGCCUUUGCCGUCUUCUGCGCCAUGUUUGCAUUCUACGCUGGUGCUGCUGGUCUCAUGCUCAAGGACACGACCUUUGUCACCUUUCCGCUUGGAGAGAUUCCAUAUCCCUCAGUCAAAAGGGAGAAGGCGGCGAGGGCCCAGGUUUAAUUGCAAGAAACAAAAGGGAAAAAAAAAAUCCAAGACGACUGGUUCGCCUCGGAGUAUGCUAUUGAGUUCUAGCAUUUACGGCAUUACUCAGGCUGCUUUUUACGAUUUUACACGAAUGAUUCUCUGGAGAAUCGGAAAAAACACAGAGUGAAUUACUAUGGUUGAUGUAUGCUGAAUUGGAUAUUGGUCGACUUUAUCUGCGGACUGGUUAUGCCCUCGCUUUUGAUACCCGCUUGCCUCGUUUCGGCUUUUGACCCUUGGGAAAUUGGCAAUGAUGGUAAUGCGUAAUGGCAGUGGGACAUAUUUAGGAAACGAAUUGAGACCAAAAAAAGAUUGUUUCGACGUAGGCUAAGAAGAACAGGCCGUGUAUAUCCAUUAUACCCUGAGCAGUUUGUUCAUAUUUCGUAACUUUCAUUUAAUGAUAAUUUACAAUGAGACAAUCUCAUAACUCGCG